AUGGCGCAAAAGGUGGGGCCGGGAUCGCAGCCUGGCAGCAUUAAAUGAGGUCUUUAAGGCUUGUUUAUGUUCUCAAGGCCGGCCUCGCCCGCAUCGUAGCCCGCCUCCCAGAGCGGGCGGGUCACUUCCGGGAGGCGGGGACAGCGGGGCGCAGCUUAGGGUCCUGUGCCGCCGUGACGGGCUCCGCGACCCGUUUCCAGCACUUGACUUUUUUUCGUUUGUUUUAAGGCAGGGUUUCUCAUCCUCCUUAUUACUGACAUUUGAGGCCGGAUAAUUGUGUGUUUUGGGGGGCUGCCCUGUACUGUAGGGUAAGCAGCAUCCCUGGACUCUACCCUCUAGAUGCCAGUAACAGCCCUUCCAGUUGUGACAACCAAACAUGUCUCCAGACUUGUCACAUAUUCUCUAGCGGGCAAAAUCGCCCCCGGUUGAGACCCCUCUAAGGGGGGAGUGACCCUUUUCAAAGAGAAGGAAAGUUAAAGGACGGAAAUACCGAUGUCUUUAGCUACGUGAAUAACGUGUGGCCGGGCUCGCCGCUCUUCCAGAAACUCUCUGUCCGGUGUGCGCGUCUCGAAUCGGUCGUCGACCGGGAAUCGGAGCCCGUCCGGGAGAAGGAGCAGGUCAAGGUCUCGUUGCAGGAGGCGCCACGAGCGGAAAUACAGACGCUACUCGAGGUCUUACUCGCGGAGCCGGUCGCGAUCCCGCAGCAGGUCCCGCUCCCGGGGGAGGUCGUGUUGUAGAAGGGUCUACGCGGUCAGGCGGGGGCGACAAUGCUACGGCUUUGGCCCUGUGGAGUACCCGGAAGGACACAGAAGUUGGAGGGAGAUCCAGGACUAGGUCGCGAAAAAGAAAGAAUGGAGCUGUUAGAAAUAGCAAAAGCCAGCGCAGCUAAAUCUUUAGGAAUAGCCUACCUUGACUUGGCAGUCUGUCUCACAACUGUUCCUGUAGCAAAAGAAUCUAACUGUGGAAUAGCUGUACCAAAUACUGCUGCAAAGUUCAAGUGCCGCAUCCUGCCCAUCUGUGUGUCCUGCACUCAGGCGAGUACACUGUUACCUCCUGGAGUCACAGGAUCAAUCACAAGAAAACUGAGAGGAUCGCAAAGCCGUUAUUAUUCAGAAGCACCAGCUUAUCCAAAAGAUGGCCUUCAAAAGGGAAGUAUAAACACCUUAAGACUAACAGUAUAUUCAAAUUAAGAUUCCUUGAAGCACACUGACAAGGCAGUCUCUGUGAACAUACUGUUUCCUGUUAAAAAAUAGUGGCCCUACCAGAAUGAUUUUAUAUAUAUUGUAUUACAGUAUAUAUAUUAUAUUAAGUAAUUAAUGUAUUUAAAUGUUUUAUUUUAAAAAUUUCAUAACAUUCUCUUUUUUCCCAGUGCUAUUUCUACAUGAUGCUAGCUAAAUAGGACUUAAUUCCCUAAUAAAAUUGAUUUAAAUAAAAAGUCUAUCUGCCUUUUAUACAAACUGUACAUCCAGAUGUCUCUAAUGGACUUCAGGGUAGGAAUCAUCUUGUAUUUAGUUUUGUCUUUCCUGUAACUAGUAAAAGAGGAGAUACUGAGAAAAUGCUUGUUGAAUGAAUAAAUGAAUGGAUAACUAUGCAUAGAUCAGAAUUUUGAAAAAAAUUUCUAGAGAAAAUAAUUUCUUAAAGAAACUACCAUUUACUUCUGGUUUCUCUUUUUUGAAAAUAAUGUGUAUCUGGACAGACUGAAACUAGUUUUUACUUUUGCAUCCUUCUCUCUCUGUACAGGAAAAUCAUGAACAGAAAAAAAGGCACUAAAGUAAAAUCCUUGUCAUUUAAAUACCUUGAUAAGAUUGUUUACUAUUAUCUGAAGUCCUUAAUUUUAACAGAAUCAGUAUGAAGCACUUCAAAUUAAAAACAUAUAAGUAACAUAAACUCAGUAACUCACUGCUUUACUUGUUGAUUCAUUCAAAUACUGAAAACCUCUAACAUGGUUAGGGAAAAUCAUGUGCUGGAGCAA
Messenger RNA from Choloepus didactylus (southern two-toed sloth), 1972 nucleotides. RefSeq names its product arginine/serine-rich protein 1-like. The transcript is spliced from 4 exons. Lineage: Eukaryota; Metazoa; Chordata; Mammalia; Pilosa; Megalonychidae. The record is from RefSeq and is a predicted model, not a curated record. The coding region runs from base 768 to 1190 and encodes 140 amino acids.